Messenger RNA from Polyodon spathula (Mississippi paddlefish), 5829 nucleotides. RefSeq names its product transcriptional enhancer factor TEF-1. The coding region runs from base 1029 to 1982 and encodes 317 amino acids. Gene Ontology annotation, molecular function: DNA-binding transcription factor activity, RNA polymerase II-specific; RNA polymerase II cis-regulatory region sequence-specific DNA binding. The transcript is spliced from 10 exons. NCBI's taxonomy places the organism in Eukaryota, Metazoa, Chordata, Actinopteri, Acipenseriformes, Polyodontidae. The record is from RefSeq and is a predicted model, not a curated record. Gene Ontology annotation, cellular component: transcription regulator complex. Gene Ontology annotation, biological process: hippo signaling; regulation of transcription by RNA polymerase II; embryonic organ development.
UCUGUGUGCUCCUGUAGAUGGCUUUAGAAACUGUGUGGACAGGAUCGAGAUUAAAAAUGUGAAUACCAGAUAGAGUUCUUGCGAAGGGCAGGAAGCCUAAAGGAUCCCUGUUGCUUUAAACUGAGACACUUCAUGUGAGAUUCCUUCUUGUGAGCAGAGGCUACUGUUCUUGAUGCAUCCUUAUAUGUCAGAUGAAAUACGUUAAGUUAGCUUAUAUGGUGAGUGAUCGAUUUUGUUAUACAAAAGGUCACUCGUAUUGAACGAUAACCACAGCCAUGAUUCAGUCUCUUUAUAGGCCAAUCAAAUGUACUUAAACCUUUGGUCUUUUGUAUUUUUCCUUGGCCCAGAGGAUUUGUAUAUCAAAGAAGUUAAGCUAUUAAAAAUGCAUAAAUACUUUGAUACCGCUGUGUCCAACAGUACUACACACAGGCCUGCAUUUCAAACAAGCUCCUUUUUUAAAUGUUUUACUUGGAAGACUUCAAGUUUUAAGAUUGUAUUGGAAUCCUAACAUAAAAUAGCAGUCGAAAUAUACAACAAAAAACACAUUGUAGAUCAAAUAAGUCUAUGCACUUAUAUGUUAAAUGCAUUUCAUAAUGCUAUUUUGAUAGCCUAUUACUAGAUUUUAGACCAAAAAAUUAUAAUAGGAGUGCAUGGAUAUCUGGAUUUCGGUAAAUAAUCCGGGCAUUGUUGUGUGCAGUUGAGUGGGAAUCUGCACAAGACUAAAUAACUAAAUGAGACUGUCUUCCUUAAGCCACUUAUGUGAUGAUGACCCAAAUAAUAAUGCCUUGUUGCUUCUAAGCGUGGUGUGUGUGUGAGAAUGAAGUAUAACCUAUUAGCUUAACUUGCUGAAGAGACACACGUUGUUUCCCUUAAGUAUUUUAACAAAUAGAUGUGUGUUUUUACCUUUGGUUUCCUUUUUUGUUUCUAUUUUUUGUUUUAAAAAUUUGAAAAAAUAGGUGUCUAGUCACAUACAGGUCUUAGCAAGAAAGAAAGUUCGAGAAAUCCAAGCCGCCAUCAAGGUAACAAGCAUGGAUCAAACCGUGAAGGACAAAGCACUACAAAGCAUGGCAGCAAUGUCCUCCGCACAGAUCGUAUCAGCCACUGCCAUCCACAAUAAACUGGGCUUGCCUGGCAUUCCUCGCCCUGCUUUUCCAGGAACACCUGGGUUUUGGCCGGGUAUGAUAUCCACAGGCCAGCCAGGAUCCUCGCAUGAUAUAAAGCCAUUUGUUCAGCAAGCAUAUCCAAUCCAACCGGCAGGAACAACACCUGUUCCAGGGUAUGAGUCUGCAGUAGCACCAGCCCCCUCAGUACCUGCCUGGCAAGGCCGCUCAAUUGGAACAACCAAACUGAGACAGGUGGAGUUCUCGGCCUUCCUCGAGCAGCAGAGAGACCCUGAUUCGUAUAACAAGCACCUCUUUGUACACAUCGGGCAAACCAACCAUUCCUACAACGAUGCCCUGCUUGAAUCGGUAGACAUUCGUCAGAUUUAUGAUAAAUUCCCGGAAAAGAAAGGAGGCCUGAAGGAGCUGUUUGGCAAGGGACCGCAUAAUGCCUUCUUCCUCGUAAAAUUCUGGGCUGACUUGAACUGCAGUAUACAGGAUGAUGCAGGAGCAUUCUAUGGUGUCACAAGCCAGUAUGAGAGCUCUGAAAACAUGACAAUUACCUGCUCCACUAAGGUGUGCUCGUUCGGCAAGCAAGUUGUGGAAAAAGUAGAGACUGAAUAUGGAAGGUUUGAGAAUGGACGCUUUGUAUAUAGGAUAAGUCGCUCGCCAAUGUGUGAAUAUAUGAUCAAUUUUAUUCACAAGCUUAAACACUUGCCAGAGAAAUACAUGAUGAACAGUGUACUGGAGAAUUUCACCAUUUUACUGGUCGUAACAAACAGGGAUACACAGGAGACUCUUCUUUGUCUGGCGUGUGUGUUUGAAGUGUCGAACAGCGAGCAUGGAGCCCAGCAUCACAUCUAUAGGCUCGUGAAGGAAUGAGAGAGGAACAUUUUACUGAAAACCUUAAACAGAGACUGUAAACCUCAAUACAAGUGGCAGUGCCUCGAAUCAGAAUCACACCCACGUUUUUGUUUGUCGGAUUUGGGUGGAGUCAUUUAUUUUAUUUUUUUUUAUGUAUAUGUGUACGACUGCAGCUGUGAAUUGCGGUACAGUUGUAAACUUUUGAUACUAAAUUAGUUCAUUUUAACAGAUGACUAAUCGAUGCCUUUUCUUAGGAAGGGGUGUGUGUGAUUUAUAUAUAUAUAUAUAUAUAUAUAUAUAUAUAUAUAUAUAUAUAUAUAUAUAUAUAUAUAUAUAUAUAUAUAUAAUGUGUGUGUUUACAUAAUGUAUUAUAGUAGUAUCUGUUGGUGAGGUUGUGUCCAGUUGCUAGCUCUUUUAUUUGAAAUUUGUUUGUGGUUUCAACUGAAGAAAAAAAAAGGUAAUUAUCAAAGACACUAGCCAUUAUAACAUGGGACAUCUAAGCUCUGUAUAAUAUAUUGAACUAUUGUGAUUGUGUGUUUUUUCCCAAAGAAAGUAUUUCAUCAAAGAUAUAAUUUUGGAUAAAUAAAUAUUAAAAAAAAGUUAGUUUUUAAGAUGAGAUAAAGAUAAUAGCAAGCCUAUUUAUAAGUACACUACUAAGUUAAAACUUUUGCAGCUUAGAUGAGAUCAAAAGGAACGAUGGUCUCUGAUAUUCUCUUAAAUAGGGUUCUCUGAACCUCUUAAAUCAAAGCCACACUACUCUUUCACUGCUUGAGAACGAAAGGUGAAUGCACUGUGAUGUUAACCCUACUUUUAGGUUUACCUCGGCCACACCAAUAAUCACUUUGCAAUAAGAAUGUUGCAUAUUACAUUUACAAAUUCAAAGAGUUCUACGAAAUCUCAGCCCUUGAGCUGCAGAAAGUUUUCACAGUGAAGUAUUAGUACUGCUAAUAAAAUGGAACAACCCUCAUUCUCACAAAUCGUUAAUCGUCGCCUUGUCCUAAGCACUUGGGUUUUCAGGUAGGACAUGCCUUAUUGAGGUAUCUUGUUUUGUUAGCCUUUCUUGAUCAAUAACAGGCAUUCUGUGUAAAUUGAAGUGUAUGUGGGGAUCACAUGUUAAAGAAAAUUGACACUAAGAAGAAACAGGUAAAGUUUAAAAACCGUUUCCACUGCAUUAAUCUGCUACGGUGCACCAUUCCUGAACAGGUUCUGUGUUUAUUUUUUGUUUGCCAAUAUCAAUUGGUUGCUGCCUUUUACAUACACGUCAAGACCUAUGGAAUCUGUGGCCUGCACCAUUCAUUUUAUAUAAAUCCAAGCCUUAAAUGUGGCGGUGUGAUAUUCAAAAGAUGCCACUAAAACUGUGAGGUGAGCUCUUUCCUAAGCUGGAAGACUUUCUUGUUAUCAGUCUCUUGUCAAGAGUAUAUCAUUCAAAACUGCCAAAGCAUAACAGUAUACAGUGCCUUAGUGUAUGUUGUAAUACAACAUAUCUUGGUAUAACAUUAACUAGAAAUUUAUUUCAAGGUAAACGAAAAUAACUUCUUUGAAAGACAACUUUACACAUGGGAAUGAAUUACUGUGAGUUAAACAGUAUAUACACAAUUAGAAAUAGCCUACAAAAAAAACACACAGUUACAGAAAGUACUUUACAGGGUAGAGCUUGAAACAAUAAACAAAUGUUGCCUUUUCUUAUCUAAAUGACCAAAAAAAAAAUAUGACCUGAUCCUUAGCGAUUUCUUACACUGUAGCAUGAGCGUGCCUUUGGUUUGAAACUUCCAGCUUAGAAAAGACUGAAUCAAUUGUAAGUGUUAUCUGUAGCAAGACCAAAAAAAAAAAAAAAAAAAAAAAAGAGAUCACCACAAUGCCUUUAAGUUUUCUAAUAAAAAAAAGUUUCUAAGGAGAAAAGGAAAGUGGGAUUCAUUUACAUGAAUAUAACAGUCAUUUUCUGUACUGAGAGAGGGUGCAGAAAGCACCUGCAAGUUCAUAGUGUCAGGUAUUGUUAACACCAGUAAUGGGACUAUUGGCUAUCUAAUAAGGAAAGCUGGUCCUCCAGAGUGAUUUUUCUUUUUUUUUUUUUUUACCUUUGAUUCAAACCGUAAUGGAAACAGCCAUUCCACUGAGAAGUAGACCCUUUCAUUAUCAUUUGUACAGUGGUUUGUUAUUAGUAAAUAAUACUUCAACUGCUGCUAGUUUAAAAUCGUCACUUUAAUAAAAAGUGGCAUUGCAGAAAUUAGAAGCCAAAGUCAUAGCCAACUUAAAUGGAGGGUUAUCCUAAUGAACUAAACUGUGCAAAUCUUAAAUAUCAGCACUGUAUCUCUGUUUUACACUGCUGUAAUGCAACGUACUUUCUUGCAUCAGCAGCACUGGUUUGUCUGUACCUCAGCAUCUAAAAGAUUUUGAAAAGUAUUUUGCAGAAUAAGUCCCCUUCUACUGUACAUGUAAAUAUUAGGUUUUUGACAAGAUUCAAGACCAAAUAUGAGAGAGAACUUUAAGUGUUGGUUUAUUCUGGAAUAUGACUACAUUAGAUGCAUUAAAUUUGGGCCUGCAUUUAAAGUAUCCCUGAUUUCUAGAAAGCUAUAUAGCAGAUGGACUGAUUCUUGUGAAUAGCUGCACUAUUGUUAGGAAUGGUAAAAGACACCCUUUGACUUUUUUAGGAUUCAAGCAAGUCCCAAGAAAGGAGACAGUCGAAUGCAUAUUUGUUACCAUAGUUUACUAUUGUAGCUUCAGUGACCUAACAGAAAUGAAGCAACUCAGCUGAUGCCAGUUGCUGUUAGAUAAAUCACUUUGGAAGACCUGUUCUCUGUGCCCUCUCAGUGCCAGAAUGUCACCUGUUUAGAUUCCAGCUUAAGGUUGAUGAAGUUCUUUCAAAAGUUUUAAUCUAAUCAAAAUACACCAGUCCCAGAAUUUAAAUAUUUCUAUUAAAUUAUCGAAAUCAGAAAAGUUUCUAUAUUAAACCGUCUCUAGUAUCCCUGUACAUAUUUAUGGAAUUUUAGGGAACUUUUUUUUUUUUUUAAUAAUCACUCUCUAGAACGACACGUGCCUGAAGUAGACUUUGGAGUUUUAUAUUAUUUCAAAUGAAAUAGUCUUUAUUGUUGUAUCUCCCAUGUUUUGUGUUAACAGCUGUUUUGCCCUGUGUACUUGUUCACAUUUAUAAAUAACUUAAGAAAAUUAACUUGGUUCAUGUUUUUAUUGUGUUAUGUGUAUAAAAAGGUUUUGUGACGACUUCAGCAUAUUCAGAUAUGGUCAUUGGUAAACUUGUUACUGCACUGCUGCUGGUAACUUUGAUAUGGAAAUUCCAUUUUGAAGUAAUACCUCUUAAAUUUGGAUAAUGGGGUUUCUUAGCUUUUACGUUUAUGAAUGUUAGAAAAAGAUUUUAAUAUUAUGGACAGGUUACACAGAAUUCAAAAGGAAUUUCAACACAAACCUAUCAGCAGUACAGUUUUUUUUUUUUUAUAUAUAUUGUCUUUGUAGGUACUGGUACCUUUCUGUUUAUAAUCAUUUUAAAUGUUGGCUUUAAAGUGAGUGAACAUGUCUUUAGUUCAGAUAGUAUCAUGAGAAUUAUAGGGUUUGUGAGCAGAGAAUUUUUUUUUUUUUUUUGAAGGUGCUUGUAUAAAAACCAUGUGUCCUGUCUUUCUCGGUACAAUUGUGUGAUAUCUUUUAAUACAGUAAAGUGCAAUUAUUUCAUCACUUCAAGAAAAAGAAAAAAAAAAAACCCUGCUUCACACGUGUGUGUUCCUUUACUGCAGAUGUUCUCGUCUUUGCUAAGUAACACAUUUUGAUGCCUUCUUGAUAAUGUGGUAGACAUUUUGUAGCUUUCUAGGAACUUUGUAUGCAUACAAUAUCAAUUGACAAUAAAUAAAAUUUGAAACAU